Messenger RNA from Phasianus colchicus (ring-necked pheasant), 1213 nucleotides. The record is from RefSeq and is a predicted model, not a curated record. Lineage: Eukaryota; Metazoa; Chordata; Aves; Galliformes; Phasianidae.
UGUAUAGAGUUACAUACAGGCCCUAUGAGCUGUGCUGGGGUACAGAGCCCCUCAGGUGGUGCUGGGGGCUGCAUGGGCAGGAGAAAAGUAUGGGGUGCAGCACCGUAUGGCGUGCAGGAGAGCACACAGCACCAUAGAGCAUGCAGCAUCGCAUGGCAUACAGCACUGCACCACACAACAUGCAGCACGUGGUGGGAUGGGGAAUGGGGUGGAGAAAAUAGGGGUGGAGAAAGGUGGGAGAUGGAGAAAAGAGGACGGGAAGGUAUGGGACGGGGAAAGGUAUGGGGAAGGAGAAAAGGAGAUAUGGAGAAAAUAGAGAUGCAGAAAAAGGGAUGGGAAAAAGAAGAUGGAGAAAGUGGUGAAAAUAGGGAUGCGGAAAAUGGGGAUUGGGAAAAUGGGGCAGGGACACGCAGCAGCUCAGCAGUGAGCCCACGUGCGCAGCAUCCCCGUGCUCCGCCCCGUGCCCUUUCCUAUCGGGCCCCCAUCUCGCAGGGGGAUGGGCCCGGCUGUGCUCAGUGCACGCUGCGGUUUGGCACCCGGUUCAGCUCAGCGCCAGCACCCCGUUCGUCUCCGUGCACAGGGCGUAACGUCCCCGGCAUUCUGCUGAGCGCCGUGUUUUCGGUUUUCAGCUCUUCGCCUGCUUCGAUCGAGGGCAGAUCUGGAGGAGGUGGGCGCACGGUUUCCUUCCUUCUUUCUCUCCUGUGCUGCAGCGUGAGUGGGCAGAGCCCCGGCUUUGGCACCAGUGUGACACGACCCUGCCUGGUCCCAUUGGGGCAGCGCCUGGUGGCUGCACCCAUGCAGGUGUUUUGGAGCAUCAGUGCAGGACAAAUGAUACAGCGACAGGUUUGUAGGACGCUGCUCAUGGAGGUGUCACACAUGCCCAAAAGUGAUGGAGGUGGAAAGUGCCACAAUGGGGACGUGCAGCCAUCCCACAGUAACCUUGGGGUCACUGGGAGAUGGAGUGGAGCUGCUCAUGGCUCCCAGUGCUGGAAGGGCCCCGUUCUGCUCCAGCAUCUCUUCCGCUGGGUGACCCAGUCCCACAGUCCAUGCCUGGAGCUGCCUCAUGGCAACGGCCCCAACCCACAGCUAGAGCUCCCAUGGAACAUCAGAGGUAGCACCAGGCAUCCCACCAUACCCACCCAUCUGGGGCACCUCGGUGCCAACCUGCUGGCACCAGGUGGGACAGGACAAGGAUGAUUAAAGAAAAGUAACU